AUGUCAGAAACAAAGCCAGAUCCACAAAAAAUCCCUCAAAACCAACCUUCCAAUACCAAAUUAACCAAUAAGCAAAAUAGAAAUGCCGAUACGAAACGUAAACUAUAUCGAGAAACAAUGGAAAAUGUCCGUAAACAAGUUCGUAUAGAAUCACCAACACCACCACCUCAACAACAAUCCGAUUCUAUAGCGUCUACUAAUGAACUGACUCCAGAUUUGAUGGAAUUACCCCGCAAGAGGUUCUAUCGUCAGCGUGCCCAUUCAAAUCCAUUUUCUGAUCAUCGAUUAGAUUAUCCUACAUCACCCUCCACAAUGGACUGGUCAACCAUCUACCCAGGUACAUCACUCGCCCACAACCGAAAAGUAGAAAUUGCCGAUAUUGGAUGUGGAUUCGGCGGAUUAAUGAUUGAUUUAGGUCCACAAUUCCCCGAUUCAUUAAUCCUUGGAAUGGAAAUCCGAGUUCAAGUGACACAAUAUGUUGAAGAUCGUAUCAUGGCAUUACGUAAACUCCAUGAAUCAGAUCCUGGGUACAAAUACGAUAACAUUGGCGUCAUACGAGGCAAUGCUAUGAAAUUCUUACCUAAUUUCUUCCACAAAUCUCAAUUAUCGAAGAUGUUUUUCUGUUUUCCCGAUCCUCAUUUCAAGCAACGUAAACAUAAAGCUAGAAUUAUAACUAAUACGUUGUUGAGUGAAUAUGCAUAUGUUUUAAAAGAGGGCGGUGUUAUAUACACAAUUACUGAUGUUGAAGAUUUACACAAUUGGAUGGUUCAACAUUUGGACCAACAUCCCUUGUUUGAACGAUUGAGUAAAGAAUGGGAAUCACAAGAUAAGUGUGUUGAGAUAAUGUAUAAUUCUACGGAGGAAGGACAGAAAGUUGAAAGAAACAAAGGCUCGAAAUUUGUUGCUUGUUUUAAGAGGUUGCCCAAUCCAGAUGAUUGUGAAUAG
Lodderomyces orthopsilosis Co 90-125 is the source of this 945-nucleotide messenger RNA. RefSeq names its product tRNA (guanine46-N7)-methyltransferase. The transcript has a single exon. Gene Ontology annotation, cellular component: tRNA methyltransferase complex. Bases 1 to 945 code for a protein of 314 amino acids. NCBI's taxonomy places the organism in Eukaryota, Fungi, Ascomycota, Pichiomycetes, Serinales, Debaryomycetaceae. The record is from RefSeq and is a predicted model, not a curated record. Gene Ontology annotation, biological process: RNA (guanine-N7)-methylation; tRNA methylation. Gene Ontology annotation, molecular function: tRNA (guanine(46)-N7)-methyltransferase activity.